AGAACAUCAAUCUCACACAGAACCUGAUGGGUCAUAAUAGGAGAGGAAGAUAUCCUCUGCAUGGUGUCGGAGCUUCACCCGGUAUAAGCAUUAGAUCGUCCACAACAUCCUCCACACCAUCUACAUCGCAUAGAGCAGCCACAAGCAGUUUCCAGGCUAUGCCAUUUGUCGCACGUAUCUCUGCGUAUCUGAUUGACAAAAUUGACCCGGAGCUGCAUAUUCAGGUGACUAAUGAGAUGACUAGAGUUGCGCUGACGGCGAACUCGAUGGACGAUCUCAUGGGGUAUGUUAUACAAUAUUUAGGCGGUGCUAUUCCUUAUAGCACGUAUGGUGGUGUCAUACGGAUCAUUAGCUCGAUUGGCGAUAAUUCCGGCGCUAGACAGAGUAGUGCUCAGAGUGGAGAUAUUGGAGGGAGCAGCACCCGUUCUCGUAAUCGGGAUAGAGAUACCCCCGCCGACGACGAUGGAUGAGGUUUUUAAUUUUUAAUGCAAUAAACAGUUUUAUUUGUUAUAACACUACAUUUAUUCAUGUCGUGUAUCAUAUCUUAGUCAUGUGCAUUGUUAGUAUAUAUGUUGUUGGAUGUGUUUUAGACGGAACUGAUUGAUGUAUAUUUUGAAGUGGAUGGUUGGAUU
Asparagus officinalis (garden asparagus) is the source of this 632-nucleotide messenger RNA. RefSeq lists its product as uncharacterized. The transcript has 3 exons. The record is from RefSeq and is a predicted model, not a curated record. Bases 27 to 470 code for a protein of 147 amino acids. NCBI's taxonomy places the organism in Eukaryota, Viridiplantae, Streptophyta, Magnoliopsida, Asparagales, Asparagaceae.